GAUUUUAGUGGUUUUAAUUAAUUUAAACUAUGAUAUUAUUCAUUGGUCUUCAUUUCAGGAAAUGCUGUCAUUCAGGGAUGUGGCCAUUGAUUUCUCUCCAGAGGAGUGGGAGUACCUGGAGCCUGUUCAGUGGGAUCUGUACAGGGAUGUGAUGUUGGAGAAUUACAGCAACCUUGUGUUCCUGGGUCUUGCUGUCUCUAAGCCACAGCUGGUGACAUUUCUGGAGCAAAGACAAGAGUCUACUGGUGUAAAGAGACAAGUGAUCUCUACACCAAAGAGAAUAUUAAUUGGGUCAAACCCACAAUUCCAUCACACAGAGACAGGCAGGGGCAGAUGGCUCAACACUUUCACUUCUGUUUACUAA
Messenger RNA from Mastomys coucha (southern multimammate mouse), 364 nucleotides. RefSeq names its product zinc finger protein 58-like. The transcript is spliced from 3 exons. The record is from RefSeq and is a predicted model, not a curated record. Lineage: Eukaryota; Metazoa; Chordata; Mammalia; Rodentia; Muridae. Gene Ontology annotation, biological process: regulation of DNA-templated transcription. Bases 62 to 364 code for a protein of 100 amino acids.